Messenger RNA from Hermetia illucens (black soldier fly), 6569 nucleotides. RefSeq names its product cadherin-23. The record is from RefSeq and is a predicted model, not a curated record. Gene Ontology annotation, molecular function: calcium ion binding. The transcript is spliced from 24 exons. Lineage: Eukaryota; Metazoa; Arthropoda; Insecta; Diptera; Stratiomyidae. Gene Ontology annotation, cellular component: plasma membrane. Bases 753 to 6569 code for a protein of 1938 amino acids. Gene Ontology annotation, biological process: homophilic cell-cell adhesion.
GGUACACUGGCGGUAAGCAGUCCGUAGUCGUCUUCAGUCUGUUACACAUCUUUUUUGUUUAGAAAAGAUACAAAAUUAUUCAAAGUAUCGUGAAUCAACCUUUCGUAGGAACAAUUGUGUUGGAGGGUGAAACAGUUCUUGGCAUAAUAGUGAAGUGCAUUUAACUGUUGAUGAAGACACCUUGCUGGUUUCCCUAGGAACGUGCCUUCACCCCUUGAUUAGGGUGCCACACGCCGCGACUUGUGUUCCUAAGCUGGGGUGUGUCCCUUUUGACGAUAUACACUUUCUUACAUGCUUCAGUUCAUUUCUGUAUUCUUCUUUUCGUUGAUCAUCUUAUAGAAUUUCACUGAAGUGUGUCUUGGAGGAAGUUAACUGGUGGAUCUCAGUGUAUUUUUAGCUAAAAAAUUGUUUGCAAAGUGAAAAUUAUUUUGGAUCAAUGAAGAAGUGUCGAAAGUGAAACAAAUAACAAAUAUACAGUAGUGCUCUAUAAGGCAAUCAAUAUCUGCUUUGCCUAUGAAACUAGAUUAUGAAUUUAUCAAAAAAAUUUCCAUUCGAAUCCAGUGAUCUUGUCAUUAUACGUAAAUAAAGGAUAUCUGGAAAUUUUGGAAUAAAUCAAUUUUGUGCUAAUUUUUGCCAAAAUUCGAAUUCGCAACCAAACUUUGGAUCAAGCCACCGAAGAUGAUAUUUGAAAGGCCCAAGAAAACUUAAUUUAAUUCGGAAGGAUAAAGUUGCUAACGUGCCAAAGAAAAAUAAUGCUUGAUAGAUCCAAAAGUUUUGAGCUGGGCAAAUACAAAACAGUUCGACUCAAACCUGGAAGUUUAAACUGUUUUCUUCAUAUUUUGCUCAUCAUAAUUGUAUCAACUACAUCAGUCACCUGCAAUCGGCCACCACGAUUCCUUAUUGAUGGUCAAUCUGAAAUUGUUUUGAGAUUGAGGGAGUCACCAGAGGCACCAGUAGGCAAAAUAAUCUACAAAUUGAAAGGCUUUGAUCCGGAUAAUGAUCUUCUAACAUUUGGAGUUCAAAAAUCUGUUGAUUCGGAUAUAAUUCGAAUUGCAAACGCGGGAAAUAACGAAGCUGAUAUUUACUUGGCGAAGGAGCUCGAUCGAGAGCUUAGAGACGAAUAUACGUUGGUCCUCACACUCACCGACAAUAAUUUCAUAGUUACGCAAAGCUUCCUCCUUUUAGUCGAAGAUAUCAACGAUAAUGAACCCAUUUUUAAGCCAUAUAACUCAUCAAUCGAGAUCCCUGAAAACAGUCCACCAGGAGUAAUAAGUACAUUGGAAGCCACAGAUCGCGAUGAAGGAGCUUACGGGCAAGUCGUCUACUAUCUACAGGAUUUGGAUGAUGGUGAUGAAGCUGAAACAUUUUCCGUAUCGACAUAUCAAGGAAAAGGAGUUAUUCGAUUAACUGGACCGUUAGAUUAUGAAAGGAAGAAUCUAUAUCAGCUUCGUGUUUUGGCAGUGGAUCGAGCAAACCAGGGACCAAUUAAUACGGGCACAGCUGCUAUUCUAGUCAAAGUCAAAGACAUCGAAGACCAACCUCCUGAAUUUGUUCAAGUUCAGCCAGUUACUCGCAUAACAGAGGGAGCCAGUCCAGGAGCAGAAGUUCUCCGCGUGCGUGCAAUUGACGGCGAUCGAGGGGUUAAUAAUAAAAUUAAGUAUUCGAUGGAGAGCAAUGGAAAUGAUUUGUUCGCCAUCGAUGAAGACACUGGAGCGAUUUAUACAACGAAAACCCUGGACCGAGAGGAUACUAGCAAUCAAAUUAAUGGGGCAUACAUACUAACCAUCCUCGCCGUUGAAGUAACAAAUACGAAGCCUGUAUCAUAUGCAAAAACCGAGGUGACAAUCAUUGUCACUGAUAUCAACGACGAGACGCCGACCUUUCGGGAGCCCUUCUAUCGAUGUGAAGUCAACGAAAAUGCUCAGAUAAAUACACCACUUACUUUCCUAGGACAAUUGCGAAAUGAAGUAUUUGAUUACGAUGUGGGCAACAAUGGAACCUUUGAAUUAUUUCUGGAACCUGAGAACGAUAUAUUCGAAAUCACCCCCAAACGGGCGGUGAAUGAAGCCAACUUUUUAAUUCGUGUUAAGAACCCCAAAAUGCUAGAUUUUGAAUAUAUUUCAGAAAUGAAUUUGACGAUAAUUGCAAAGGAAAUUACACAACCUGCUAAAUGGAGUCUCGCAAAAGUUCAAAUCCUGAUACGUGAUCAGAAUGAUAAUAUUCCUGAAUUCGUACAAUCUUUGUAUGAGGUCUACAUUCCUGAAAACUCCGAAGUUGGGACAACUGUAGUACGUGUGCAAGCUACGGAUGCUGAUUCAAGAAACUACGGAACAGCUGGAAUUCGUUAUACUAACAUCACGGGAAGUGUGGCACAUCUGCUCGUUUUAGACCCUAUCACUGGCAUCGUUACUGUGAAAUCCUCUACUAACAAUGCGUUUGAUCGUGAGUUAAUUUCUCGUCACUAUUUCACGAUUGAGGCUCGAGACAAUCUAGGCGAAGGAAAUCGUAACACUGUGCAGGUUAUCGUGAACAUUGACGAUAUCAAUGAUAAUCCACCACAAUUCCUCCAGAACCAAUAUGAGGCUAAACUACUGGAAAACAAAGUCAAUUUCGAAAAUCCCUUGAGAGUCGAAGCACGUGACAUCGACCUAAACGGAACGAAGAAUAGCGAAAUUACUUAUGAAAUAGUCGAAGGACAUUUACGGAGAAACUUCACUAUCGACCCAAAAACAGGCGUAAUUUUACCAAAGUUACCAAUUGAUUUUGAAGAGUUACCAGCAGGAUCAGGCAAUGUGAAAUUGAUAGAACUUGUUGUUCGUGCUAAGGACUCUGGUAUUCCAUCAUUUUCAUCGCGGACUCGAGUUUUAAUUUACGUGCAAGAUGUCAACGACAACAUCCCAGUUUUUCAAAAACCGUUUUAUGGGAAAAUGGUUCCCGAAGAUUUACCCGGAGGAAGUGAAGUUCUCGAGGUCAAAGCAUUUGACAGCGAUGGGUCAGCACCAAACAAUGUGCUUGUGUACAGAAUAAAGAGUGGUGCAAGCGAUAAAUUUGUCAUCAGCCCUGAUAGUGGCGUGAUCUACGUUGCACAAGGCGCUUCUUUGGAUCCAGAUCUGACUACUCCAAAAACUACGUCCUAUUCAUUGAUUGUGAUGGCACUUGAUAGCGGUCUCGGAGACAGUCAACUUAUGGCCAUAACUGCUGUCAAUAUUACCAUUAAAGAUGUGAACAACAAACCACCCGUUUUUCGCAACAUCGAAACGCUCCACAUCAAGGAAAACACUGCCGUAGGUACCGAAGUUUAUCGCCUCAUCGCCACAGAUCCCGAUGAGACGGCGGUCCUUCGAUUCCAUUUCGACCCCAAAAAGUCCGAGGCAACAACUGAAGAGGGAGCUUUCGUUAAGCCGAUGGAAUAUGAUUUUAUCAGUUGUUUUGAAUUAAGUCCUUUGGAUGGAAUUAUCAAGGUCGUGAAACUCUUGGAUCGAGAAAGAGUCGAGCAAAUAAAACUGAAAGUCGUUGUUCAGGACUUAGGAACAGUGAAAGGGCCAAGGGCUGCUACAUCUGCUCUAACGAUAGUCAUCGAAGACGAAAAUGACAAUAAUCCCAAGUUUAAGAUGCCAUUCUAUCGGAAAACGAUACCGGAAAAUAGCAUGAACGGAGUCACAAUAGUGAAUGUUGUGGCUUUCGAUGUAGAUAAAAAUAAGACGAUUACCUAUUCACUUGAAGGUAAUCCGAAAAUAUUGGAACUCAUUCACCUGGACGUUGAAUCGGGCGAAAUUGUUGUUGCGAAUAAAAUCGACCACGAAACAUAUCAAUGGCUGAAUUUUUCUGUGAAAGCAACAGACAGUGGAUUUCCGCCCAGAUCAUCCCUGGUUGAUGUAUUCAUAUCAGUGCUGGAUGAAAAUGAUAAUAAUCCUUACUUUCUGACCACCACGAAAAACUUUACAGUAAGUGAGAACGCUGCUCUCGGAACUAGGGUCGGGACCAUACAAGCUGGCGAUGCAGAUUCUGGAGACUUUGGGAAAAUUACAUUUCUGAUGGACCGUAUUAGCUCGCGGGGUAAAUUUUCAAUCGAUGCAGACACUGGCGUAUUAACUGUGUCCGACAAAUUGGAUAGAGAAACGAAAGAUUUUUAUAUGCUCGUUAUCGAAGCUUGGGAUAACUAUCAGUUCGGUUAUCUUGCUGGGGAAAGUCGCAAUGCAUUCAAGCAGAUAUUUGUCAAUAUCCUCGAUGAAAACGAUUCGCCACCGGUCCUUAUUAUGCCACAGGACUGUAUCCAGAUAACCGAAUACCACGAGGCUAAAGACAUAAUAGUAACUAUUAAAGCCACUGACAACGACGACCCCAACCUACCGAAUGGACGAAUUGAAUUCUCUAUAACGAAUGGAAAUGAACACGGACUUUUUCAACUAACUCAGGUUGACUACUGGACUGCUCAUUUGUAUUCCGAUGGGUCGUUGAAGGGUAAGUACGGUAACUAUACGAUGACGAUUCAGGCGAGAGAUUUGGGAAGCCCCACGAAUAUUGUGCGGAAACCACUGGAAGUUUGCAUUUCGGAUUUCAAUGAUCAUCCGCCGGUGUUCAUUUCACCUUCGCAUAAUGUGACUGUACGAGUUCCAGAGAAUGCUACGGUUGGAAGCCUAAUUAUACAGGUAUAUGCUACUGAUGAGGACAUUGGAGCUAAUGCCGCCAUAAGAUAUCGACUUAAGCCUGAUUUUCUGGGCAAUUACAGAACUUUUGAGAUUGAUGAAAAUAACGGAAAGAUAUUUUUAAAGGAGCCACUGGAUAGAGAGCGCCAGAAGAUAUAUGAGAUUCGAGUUGAAGCAUUUGACCAAGGAAUACCCACAAGUUUGAGUUCGGACUUGGAUUUAACCAUUUAUGUGCGGAAUGUUAAUGAUUAUGAGCCGCAGUUUUUAGUAGAUGACAUCUCAGUGAAUUUUACAGAACACUCUGAGCCUGGCCAGGAAAAAGUCAAACUACCAGAUACCAUAGACCGGGAUGAAGUCGACGAAUUGGAUGAUCCGCCCACUACCGUCUGUUAUUUCAUCAUAUACGGAAACGAGGAUGAAAUUUUUCAUCUUGACAGCGAAACUCACAUUCUCACCAUUCAAAAGGAAUUGGACCGCGAAAUCAAACCAAAUUACACACUUUUUGUUCGUGCCACUGAAAAUUGUUCAGUUCCACCGAAACCCAUUGCCGUGGAGAAUGAAUCAGAUAGAAUGCGAGAAAUUAAAGUGAAUACAUUAUCCUUUACCAGACGGACGAAUGCUACACGGGAAAAUGCUUUUGACCGAUUUAAGUAUUCACGAAAUUUGAGGAGUGCCAGGGAUACGGCGGCUGUAUCAUCGUCAUUGGUUUCAUCGCCAGCAAUAGAUGAGGCGAUGUUAAUGCAGGACAGUACAGUUGUUCGGGUGACUGUGUAUGUCCAGGAUAUUAACGAUAAUCCUCCAAAAUUUAUAUCAAGGAUCUUUACUGGAGGAAUUACGACCAAUGCAAAUUUCGGAACAAAAUUUAUGGAAGUCCAGGCCAUUGAUCCUGAUGACGGACCGAACGCAAACGUAUCCUAUUAUCAAAUUGGUGAAAUUCGACAAACUCUAUCCGAAGGCUUGGAAAACAUACAGAAGGCACCGUUUUUAGUGGAAAAGUUUUCGGGAGCAAUUCGUCUAAACUUUGACCCGCAAAAGGGUAUGAAAGGUUAUUUCGACUUUAUGAUCCUGGCUAAUGAUACCGAUGGCCAACAGGACACAGCACAUGUUUUCAUAUAUCUUCUGCGUGAAGAUCAAAAAGUUCGGUUUGUUUUCCGGCAACAACCAGCAGAACUUCGCGAAAGGAUUCACUUCUUCCGAGACACUCUUGGGAACGUCACAGACGCUAUUGUUAACAUUGAUGAAUUCAAGGUGCAUGAAAACAAGGACGGCUCAGUAGACAAGACCAAAACCGACCUCUACCUGCAUUUAGUGGAUCGAAAGGAUAACUCAAUUUUCGAAGUUGCUGAUGUCCUAAAGCUGAUCGAUCAACACAUUGAAAAAUUGGAUGACCUCUUUAAAGAGUUCAACGUACUAGAUACCCAACCAGCUGAAGCGGAGAUGCUAAUUGGCUCAUUUGAGAAAGGUUCAAUGUUUGUUUGGUUGAUUUUUUCAAACGUCUUCAUUGCAACCUUACUCGUUGUAACAUUGAGCAUCUGCGUUUCACAACGAUCGAAAUUUCGCAGGCAGUUGCGAGCUGCUAAAGUUAAUAUUUUUGCACAACCAAAUACAGAGGCCAUAGUACGUGACCCAAUAACCAGAGUGCCAAAUACGAACAAGCAUAGUGUUGAAGGAUCGAACCCCAUUUGGCUGAGCGCCUACGAGAACGAAUGGUUCAAGAAUGAUGAUGAAAUAAGCAAUAAAGGGCCUGAUUCUCUAGAUGAGAAUGUUAUUACCAAAAACACAGAUGCAGAUUUUAAAACUGCGCGUCUUUUUGAUCAAAAACAAAACGAUUUGAAUCGGUACUUCAACGUUUAUCACCAAAUCGAUAAAUUAACAAAUAAUGCUCAGAUGUUGGCAAAAAAACUUGAAACAACGGAAUUAUAG